CGGCGCCGACGAGCCGCCGUUGGACGCCGUGGAGACGGUGUGGCACUGCGUGGACGUGGAGCCGGCCGGCACCAGCCUCUCGCCGGCCGAGCAGCACGUCAGGACCACGAUCGGUGCCCUGUUCCGUGUUUUGGUAAACACUCGAGACGAACUGGCGUUGGCAGCUGCCUGCCAGGCACCCGGACUGCAGCUGUCCAGCCAGGACUUUCUUGCCAUCCGUCGCGCAGCUAGGACACGCUCCAUGCCCAUGUACCAGACGGUGGUGUCCCACGUGCGCCGGGUGGAGCUGGGCGGCCAGAACUACCAGCCGGCCGCGGACUGUCCGUUGCACGCCAGCACGCCGGCGCUCCGAGGCCUGGUCCACCUGGUGCACAAGCUGCACGACGUGCUGGAGGAGGAGCCAGAUCCCAGGAAGUGCUGUCUGCGCCUGUUGUCUGCCAUCAAGAGCUGCGUGCUGAAGGGCAGCCGACUGCGGCCGGCGCUGGUGGAGCGGGUGACCGCCGAGCUUCGGCAGACCGUAGAGCGGGUCUGCAGCGACUACGGCCAGCAGCCGGACCCGGCCGUCAUCGGAGGCCCCCCAGUCAAGGCGGUGCGGGACCUGUGUGACCGCCUGUCGUGUAGCAGUCCGCCGGUGGUGGACCACCUGAGCGUGCUGGAAGACGCCGUCGGCAGUCCCACCACGCCCGGCCGCACCCCGCUGGCACUACCUUCCGUCGUCUCCCUGUUCAGGACCCCGGUCGAGCUGGACGAAGACAGCGGUGACGUGACCGGCCUGUCUCUGGAGGAGCGCCUUCGCAAGAAGGGUGUUGCGCGCACGGAGACGCCCACCACAAGCAAGAGGUUGGUGCUGGCUGCUGCGUUUACUGCAGCGUCGCGUGGGCGUGCCUGCUUGGAUGGCGUCGUCGUCGGGUAA
This is a messenger RNA of Pollicipes pollicipes, 913 nucleotides long. Its product is annotated as PCNA-interacting partner. Gene Ontology annotation, cellular component: chromatin. The transcript has 6 exons. Gene Ontology annotation, biological process: negative regulation of double-strand break repair via homologous recombination. Lineage: Eukaryota; Metazoa; Arthropoda; Thecostraca; Pollicipedomorpha; Pollicipedidae. The record is from RefSeq and is a predicted model, not a curated record. Bases 242 to 913 code for a protein of 223 amino acids.